Molecule: messenger RNA, 13496 nt
Organism: Biomphalaria glabrata
Lineage: Eukaryota; Metazoa; Mollusca; Gastropoda; Planorbidae
Exons: 4
Coding region: 239-12577 (4112 amino acids)
Biological process (GO): signal transduction; protein phosphorylation
Cellular component (GO): cytoplasm
Molecular function (GO): protein kinase activity; ATP binding
Source: RefSeq, a predicted model, not a curated record
AUGCACAAAAACUGGUGACGUCGUCUCCAUGUUUUCACGUCUACAGAUCUGCAAUGGCCGCUUUAAUUAUCUUUUAAAAACAAUACUAGACAGAAUGAAUAACAAAACUUAAGAAUAAACAAACAGUCAAAUGCUUACCAGUAGCAUUUUUUAUUUACAGUCAGUAUAUAUACAUCUCAUUACCAUGUAAGUCAGGUUUGUACUAGUCUAGUACCUAGUUCUAGAUCUAGUUGCCGUAAUGUCGGAAGACAAGGGUGAAAAGCCACGUAGACAGCACAGGUUUAAAAUCACCUCUAAAAAGGCUUCUUUGCAAUCGAAUCCAGACGAUGCAAGAGCCAGGGACAAUGAUUCUCAAAUGACGCAAUCAUCGCACCUUCUAGAAGAAGGUAUUGUACAACAUAAGCGUAUCCGAUCUGAGUCGCGGCCUAAAUUGCACGACUAUCAGGACGACCCCAAUCGAGGGCGGUCCCAGAAUGAUGGUAAUGCUUCCGGAGAAACCCGGGCAGAAAGGUUUAUUCACAGGCGAUCAAAGUCUAGCCUGGAUGGCUUUUACUCACACGAUUAUCCUAGCCGAGCGUUACAGCGAAGCUUAAGUUUUAACAAGGGCUCAAUACUGGAUGCCGUUCUACAACACGGCUUUGAAAAGACCAUUAAUUUUAGUAGUUCUCGGAAAAAAUUGGAAGAAUCUAUUUUAAAUGCCGUUAGCGGAGGAGAAACAUUUGCUGGCAAGCCCUUCUUUGCUAUCGACGACGCUGAAGAAUUUGCCGUAACUGACGUGAAAAAUAUCCGGAGCUUGAAAAAACAAGAAGGAAAAGAAAAAAAGCCCAUCCCACUGAACAGACCUAGACGAUCACCUCAGGCGCUACCACAUGUCACUAAUGAUGCGGUGGUGUCGAAGAGUCGCACGAUGUCCGAGCCGCCCAACACCCGCACGCUAGAAAUUGAGCGAUACAGCGGGGAACGUCUGCGCACAGACGAGGGGAGCAGAUGUAACUAUAGCGAGGUUCAGGAAAAGAGCCCUAGGGAUGUGAAGCCUCGUAAGAAAGCAAGAGGAAAGCAUAGAAAGAAAGGCGGCUCAACUCACAGCUUUCUGGCAUCUCCUAAAACGAGUAGGAGUAGGUCCAGGCAUUCAAUCUCCAAAGACACAUCUUCUACAAAAUUGCAAGAAAAACUAAGCCCUCUUCUCUCCGAGGCACAAAGUCCACCACAAAGUUAUAGAAUUCACGCCAAGAAUGCCUCAAUGCCCAAAGAGGACACGAAAGAUCAACAUGACCCCACGGGAAGCACUUCCAACAUUUCCUCCAAAAGCCGAAUGAGUGGAAAAUCUUUUCGCCAAUGGCAACCGAGCGAUUUUACCCUGGAAGAGAUUCAUGAAUUAGAAACUCUCUCAGACAUUAGGAAGAAAGUGAACGUAUCGCCCAAGGAAACGUCCAGAGAAAAGUCCCCUCCUAAAGCGGCCCCUUGUCCUUCCAAGGAGAAAGUCUGCUUGCCCUGCCCGCCAGUAGAGAAGACAGUAGAGGAAGUCGUGAAAGCGAAGACACCUACCUCGCCUCCUCGUGAAGGUAGAAAGUCGCCUCGUCAAUCCAGUGGUGAGCGUCGGAGCGCGGAGAAGAAAGAGACUAGCCCGAAGUGCAACAUCCUGUGUGACACGGCCACGAAAAAGGAUCUCAGCUGCAGGUCUGUGGAGCAGAGAAGUGACUUGUCCAUGAGCACGGCCAAAGGAAAGAAGAGUCCAGUAUCACGGGGGAAAGAAAAGAACAAAGGGAAGAAGAAAGAAACCUCACCCAAAGCUCCAGGGGCGUGUAUACCAGGCUACAGAUUUAGAAAGAGAUGUGCUAGGCGCCCUAGUCUAAACAGGCAAAACUUCUUUGGCAAUCUAGCUCAAGCUGUUGGCAAGGAGCUUAAUUCGUUGGCCUACAGAAACAGCCUGUUUCACUCUUUCCCUGGUAUGGUGGGACUCUACAGGCCGGACAUUGGCAUGGACAGUUUAUUUGUGAACCCGUCUUCAGUGGAACCUUCAGAAACAGAAGAAGAACUUGACGGCGUGGAACGAGAAUCGAAAUGGUCUUCCAAUAAAAAGAGAAAAGACGAUGAUGACACAUCUCGACAAGUGUCGUCAGAGGAAAAACUCCUAAGUGAAAAGGAGCCGAAAAUGAGAAGUAUCAGUGUACAGGCCACACCAUCCUCUAAGAAAGAUUCCGGCAUCUCAAAGAAAUCUGGUAAGCAGGCGAAAGCUCAAGUCGCAGAGGCGGCAACGGAGACGACUCCAUAUAUGUCGUCUAUCAAUUCGCCACCGAGUAGUGAUGAGUCCGUCACCGUUAAAGACGAAAUGACGGAAACGACCCGCCGCCAGAGGUCAUCAGUGCAACCUCGACUUUCCAGGAGACAGACUGGGGAAAGUUACGAAGCUCAAGGCUACUUCGUGCGAGACCAGACCUCGGACACGAAAGAAAAUAGAUCUGAGGGAACCAUUUAUAAAUCUCGCACGGCAGUCCUCAAACCAUCUCAAUCAGACUCAAGACCAUUGAACAGCUCGUUCGAUACGUCCUAUCCAAUACCAGAAGCUCGGAGAACUACAAUGAAAUCAAUGUAUGAUGAUUCUCGGAUGUCGGCCCAACAAGAUGAAUUGAUCUUCACAACACCAAAGAUGGAGAAGUAUCGCGUGUAUGAAGACACCUUGCCCCGAUUUGGUCAGAGACACCUAGACGUGAGUAAGGAUGAUGUUGCAGCGCCAAUCAGCAGGGUGGACAAACGUGUCUACGGCUCAGUCAAUUAUCAAGAAGAACCUGUCAAGAUGGAAGAUAUCCAAACCUUGGGUAAGGACGAAGCUGCAGCGCCAAUCAGCAGGGUGGACAAACGUGUCUACGGCUCAGUCAAUUAUCAAGAAGAACCUGUCAAGAAGGAAGAUAUCCCAAUCCCAACCAUGGUACAAAAUGAAGUUCCCAGCCUAAAAGAGGAUAACAAAGGUUUAACAGCAGCAUUGGGCUCCCUUAAUCCUGACGAUGAUGCAUGUUUAAAAGUAGCUCCAGAAUCAUUGCCUGACUGUCAGCGUGAGUCUGUCGUCCCAGAAUGUGCUUAUCCUUUCCAAGAAAAAGAACUAUCUAUAUCUAUCUGCUUGGAACCCGACCUCGAAUUGAAACUCAAGCAAAAAGAUGAAAGGUUCUGCAGAAAAUCCAUCAGUACUAAACAGUCUCCCAUCAGAUGUGAAGAAACAAUGCGCCCCUCUCGAGACAAAGACGCCACUAAAGAGUGCGAAGAUAAGCAGCACGACAGGCGUUCAAGCUGUAUGGAUUCUUACAGGUCGCAAAGGUCUAAUGAUAGUCACAGACCAGCCUCACGACUAGAGCCGUUCACAAAAGAUGCAAGUAGUAGACUUAGAAUCGAUAUUAAAUCUUGUCAAAGAGACCCAGUCGCAUGUCAAGAAGACGAAGUGUCUACCUGUUCAUCUCGGGAAACGUCCACUUGGAAGCAGUCAUUGUCCGAUGCACUAAAGCAUACAAAACCGAUACCAUGCAGUGACCGAAGGUCUGCUAAGGAGGAUUCCUGCAGCGAGAAAACACCUACUAUUGACGACCAGCCAUCACUGGUUUCAUGUGAUAGUGAGAAGCAGACAGAUAUAUCCAUCGUAGAGAACGAGUGUGCCUUUGCUUCUGACCUAGAUGCUACUGAAGACGAUAUAUCAGUAUCCAUCCGAUCGCGAGGCUCUAAGCGAUAUUCCAAAGUCUCGUCCAAGAAAAUCUCUGGCGACGAACAUGAUAACAAGAGACACUCGGGCAAGAGAAACUAUACAAGCGAUGACGAUAGAUAUAUUCCAAUACAUAUCAAAGAGAGAGGCGACAAUGACACUUGCGAGGAAAGUGACCAUUAUUCAUCGUCGUCAGAUGAUGGUACUUACCAGAGUGCCUCCAGGAUAGAAUAUGAUAGUGGUGCUAAUGUUGCGGCAGGAGACACCUACCCCCAGGCUCAGCUACGGAAAAUCAGAGGUCGUAUCACUAUUCGAGGCUCUGAAAAAACUGCAACAAGUCUACGAAACGCCGCAAUGGUUGCUCAAAAAAGGGCUAGUUCCCCAAAAGUUUCAAAAAAUUACGACACCGGAGAUUCAUGCUCAACAGACAACUCUGAUUACCUCGAGAAAGCCAGAGAGUUCACCUUAUCAAAUACCAAACAUCGAAGGUCCAACAGUAUUUCAUCAACAAACGACAAAAUAGCGAGAUAUGUACGUGAGAAGGAACAUAUUCGAGAGAGACAAUUGAGGGCCCUAGAGUACGAACAAAACCUCACUCAAAGCUGUGAUCCUGGCUCCUAUAUGUCUUUGAUCGGUGGACAUUGGAGUCCUGUUCCCGCUCCUAGAGGCAGUCGAAAAGAUCAUAGUUCUAUUGGCAAGGCGUCAGACACAUCGGAAAGUGUGUCAUAUGAAUAUCGAGGCUAUAGUACGCAUAAAGCAUCUGUAAGGUCAAGGUCUAAUUUGGCGAGAUACGAAGCGAAAAGUGACCAAUAUCGAGCGAAAAUAAUCGAUUCUUUUAAGCAAGUUAUCACCCCUGAACAGCCUACUGCUAUGAACGAUCAGCGAGCUUCAAGAAGUAAAUGUGACUAUAUAACUCAAAAUUUACGAUCCCCUGACUCUCCAUAUCAGAAACCACGAGACAGGCUUGUUUUUAAGACCACCAAAGAAAUCGAAAGUCAAGAUUACACACACUCCUGUUCCUCGAAGAAUGGUGCGCAACGCGUUCCUGUGGCAACGGAUUACAACAGAAAUAAAAACUUUCCCCAUUCGAAACCCAAUGAUUCAGCGCAGCGAAGAAGGAACCCGUAUCUACUAGUCAAAAAUGAAUUUAUACCGUGCGAGGAGGAAGACGAGAGAGAAGCUGAUGCAUUGGAGAGAACUAGAAAGUGCCAUAGAAAGUCAGUCGAUACAAGGCGCUAUAAUGAAGAGUUCGAUGCGGAUAAUGAAAAAAGUGUACAAUCGUCCUCAAGUGCAAGCAGCAUAGUUUAUCGACAUGAUACAACUCUAUCUCAGGGCUGUUUUAUUCCCGAAACUGAUGCCACAGAGUAUCUCUUUAGUUCCCCCGAUACUACAACUUUACUUACCAUCGCUAAGAACAAAAACUGUUCAUCCAAUACUGAAAGAGAUAGAAACUCCUCUUCUGGAGGAGGAGAUUUCCUCUACUCUGACUUUGCCUAUCACUGUGGAGUAAUAGAUACGCUCAGAUUGUUAGACUUUGACAAUGUUUCGUCUACACCCAGCGCUAAAGUAUCUAUGGUGGAUGUGGUCGAUGAUGUUUCAGAUGUCCCUCGCAAAGUCAGCUUGUGUGACUUGUUCAAAGAGGAGAACCUGGCCGAGUUAGCUCGAUCUAUACAGUCCCUUGGGGCCGAUAGCCAAGAGGAUGAAGCAAUUGAACUUGUCCGCCAAAACAGCAUCAGGGCGCUCCUGUUUGCUGCAAGCAUGUCUAACAGUUGGACGCCUUUUUGCAUUUUCCCAAGCACAUGUUCAAAGGACACGGCCAAAUGGGUGCAACAGCAGAAAGACCAUGUCACGCAAGAAGUGAAAUCUCCAAUUGAAUGUGAAUAUUGUAUAUCCAGUUCUAGUCAAAUUUGCAUCAGAGAUGACUAUUCCAAAGAUGGAGAUGCAAAAAGCGAUGAAACUUGUAAUAGUUCCAUUAUUAAUGACACAGAUACCAAGAACCUGGGGGAACAAAACGAAGCUGUACCAAAAGCCAAUAAACAAUCUGUUGAAAAAUGGGCGGCGCAUAAAAUAACGGUUAGCGCCAAAGAGAAUGGCGUGAAGAACUCAGUAGUGGCUCAAAAUGUUAAUGCUCACGUUUUGAAAGAGGACAGUGCUGUGGAAUGCAGAAAACAAACUACAAGCACUAUAGUGGAAUGUGGAUCAAACACUGAAUUUCAACAAGCAUCAAGAAAAUCCGUAACAAGAGGAGUACAAAUUCAAGUAGAAUGUACUAGAAAUGCCGCGAUACAGACGGUAAAUAACAAGGAAAAGGUUAAAAAAUGUGACAAAUCAGAGAACACCGAGGUACAAUACUUCGUCCGUGACGUUCAGUUAAACACCAGGGCCUCGAGGCAAAGCCACAAGUCAAGACGCAAAAAUUCGGACACAAGAACGAACCAAAGUGCACCUAGUGCAAAAAAAGUCAACUCUUCAAAACUUUGUAAACCAUCUACUAGGGACCACCGGUCUUAUCAAGCGAUCAAAUCCGAUACCGGGAUUGACGAUGUUUACAAAUUAAUAUCUGACAUGCCGAAAUCAAAGCAGAUAUGUCUGGAUCAGAAGAAAGAAUUUCAGCGCGUAGACAGCUCUCCCCGAAAGAUUGUAAAGUUAAAUAGAGAUCGUUCCCUAAGUCUUGAAAGCUUACAGAAAGAUCCAUCAGCGUCCGCUUUGAGGCGUAGAAAAAGAUUCAACUCGCAUUCUAUUGAAAGAGAAAUGCGAUCUCAAAGUCAUCCCAUUGAAGACCCAGACAGCCGCCUGAUCAAAUCCAAUCACUCCAACAGAAGCAACAAAUACGUGAUAGCACACCAUAGUAUGUCAUCUUGUUUAGUUUGCAGCGAAGAGUGCUCCCCAGCUGUUGAAAUCAGGUCUUGCUCGAAGCAUCACAAAAAUAAAUUUAAUAAGAGUUGGUAUGAAGAUUACAAACCGCCCUGUUCAACGCGAGUGAGUAGUGGUGUAAGUUCAGGCAAGUGUAAUGAAAUGAAACAGGUAUACUAUUUGGAAAGGCCAAAGAGCGUUUGUUCCUGCCAGCGUUGUAAGAAAAGACGCAGCGCUUUCAAGAAUUAUAUUCGCCAGCGAAGGAAAUGUGACGAAGGCAAAAAGGAAAUCAUCGUGUGCAAGUCGAAGCGCAGUGCUGGGGCAUGUGGCGAUAUCUCUACGAACAACAAAACAGAAAACAAUUGUAAGCGUUGCCUAAGUGAAGACAGUACCUUGUUGGACAGUGUUACUGUUUUCCUGGUAGCUUCUCACAGUUCGCUGUCAGGGGAGGAGGACGAAUUCUUAUACGCCACUAACGAAAACUAUUCCCUUCAGAAAAAGGUGAUUAAGAAAGCCCUUGAAAAAGCUCGCUGUGUCAGCUCUAACAGUCUUGAGAACGUACACGUAUUUACCAUCACUGAUUCAGACGAACUUGUCUCAGCAAGUCCAACAAUAGAGGAUCUUGGACAAUUUACUUCGUGGACAUGCGAGAACAAAACAUUGGAGGAUCGAAGUCAAUUAGGCAGACAGAAAAAGGCCAAUGAAAGCUCUCCGAGGGAUGGCGACAUUGCUAAGUUCUCUUCCUCUUCUUCAAUAUUGCCUUCCAAAACCAAAACCGACACAAGUCAUCAGAAAGUAAAAGUUGUCAAUCGGCAAAACAAAACUAGAGAUGAAAAGAAAUCUCAGAAAAUAAGUAAACAAAAGUUUCUCAGUCCAAAGCGAUUAAGAGAUAAAAACGAAUCUGUCGUUAGGGACAAUAAAAGUAAUAGCUCAAAGAUGGACUCAAAAUGUGACAACAUUGAUUCAGGCGAUAGCUCUAGCAACUCGGAGGACUUUGGCACUGAAACACUAGAGAAAACCAGUAGGGAACCACAAGUGCCAGAUCACAGUUCCAAACAACGCUUAAACCGAUGUCGAGACAUUUUGAGAAAUGAAUUACUGGAUGGCGAUUCUCACAAAACUGAGAAGCCUCUGAGCCAUGGUGCUGGCAGCUCUAUAUCCUCCAGGUCGACAUCCAAGUGGACGGAUACUUGUAUGGAUUUCACUGAGCUUCAAGCUUCAACAGGUGUUUUCAACAGCAGCAGGGCUUCUCUGACCAAAGUUGAUUCAUUCUUAUGCAGACCGAACACUGAAACUGACAAGGCUCAUGGCCCUAGCAGCUAUAAGUGUGACAAGAACACCCAGGGUAAUGUUCAAGAAGGCAUAAAUUCUUCAGUCGAUCCUCCUGAAGCAAAGAAAUCGGCUUUACGAUUCAUACAAUCUAUUAUUGAUGGACAAGUAAAGGUGCUACUUGAUAAAGCUAUUCAAAGCUGGACGUCACCUGUGAUCAAGAAAACUCCAAUGUUUAACGUUCAAUCCAGCAGUGUAGACUUACCCGAGAUAUGCAAACCAUUAAGUAGUCAUUUCUCUCAGAGCGAAGUCACUUCUCCCAGCCUUUCCCUUUCCCCACUGAAACGGUCAGCUCAAUGCAUCCCCAAGGCUGAGGAAGAGGCUUCACGCUUUUGUGAUAGAGAAAGUUUAAACGUCUUUAAUGCCGGUCUCCAGAAAUGUGACGAUUCUAUGAAAUGUAGCCAACGUAAAAGUGUAGCCGACGAUGUAGCCACACAGUCACUACAACAACGUAAGAGUGUAGCCGACGAUGUAGCCACACAGUCACUACAUCAACGUAAAAGUCUAGCCGACGAUGUAGCCACACAGUCACUACAACAACGUAAAAGUCUAGCCGACGAUGUAGCCACACUGUCACUACAACAACGUAAAAGUCUAGCCGACGAUGUAGCCACACAGUCACUACAUCAACGUAAAAGUCUAGCCGACGAUGUAGCCACACUGUCACUACAACAACGUAAAAGUCUAGCCGACGAUGUAGCCACACAGUCACUACAACAACGUAAAAGUCUAGCCGACGAUGUAGCCACGCUGUCACUACAACAACGUAAAAGUCUAACAGGCGAUGUAGCCACACUGCCACUGCAAUGGGAAAAGAAAAAGAAUUGUGCCACAAUUGGAGAUUUUGACACUAUAUUGAACAAAGAAUCGUUCGUUGCAGAGAACAUAAUGCCGAAAAGCAAAUCCGCAUGCUCGUCUCAAACUGUAUCGAAGAGUGAUUUCUCAAAUUAUACUUAUAUGAGUAUCAGCGAUAUGGAUGUAGCUCCGCCCACAAAGGACCAUAACUCGUCAAAAACAAACACGUCUAGUAUAGAUACACGAAGCAAACAUCUGUCCAGGUCAACGAAAAAGUCUAAGAGAGCUUCUUCUCACAAAUCUAAAAGGCGCAGAAAGUCUGAAAGUCAUCAGGAGCAGAGGACACUCAGCCGUUGUCCUUCCAAGAGUCCAUCAAGAAGUAGUGAACGAAAACAUUUCAAGGUGAAGUCGCCCACGCCAGAUUCAAAUCCUAGGCGUUCAAAGUCGGCUCCUAAAUCAAACUUACCAAAACGAAAAGAAGGGAAGCAAAAAAUAACUGAAAGCAAAAAUGAGAUGGCCGAAAACAGCUUUCCCACUGAAGCACCAAAUGAAGACCGGAAAACGCCUAAAGGGAAAUCGUUCAGUGAAUGUGGUGUGUCGCGGAUCGCCAACAAAUUGAUCACAGAUUCACGAAACGAAAUUUUUAGCUAUGGGGUGACAUCAUCAAGUUCCGAGGAUAUUAAGCAGAAGAUUCUUAUGGGAUGUAGACAUUUUGGUAACGAGGUCAAGGACCGGACAGUUAUGGAGGAAUUCAUAGAACGGAAACUGUGCGACCAGCAGUUGAACGAGGACGCCAGUAUAAGCAUGGACGCAGACAGCCUGGCUGGAUGCGACGCGAUAGAGUCCUGCAUGCUGACACCUAUUAUGGAAGAGUCCCAGACUGCAAAUGACAAGUCAUCCAAUGACUUUAACUCAUUUGUCAGUGAAUGUAAAGAAAAAAUGAAAGAUAUAAUGAGUAAAUCUAAAAGCUCUGCAAAUGAUACACUUUCCAGUUCAACUAGCAGGUUCGUAUCUUCCGGGGCACCAAAAAUCCAGGAAAAUGCUUCCCACCCGAAAGAAAACAUCGAUAUGGAAAUUUGUUAUGAAGUAAAACCUUCAAGCAAGGAGAAUGGCACAUGUUGUUCCCAGAGCAAUCACGACAACACCUGCCAUGCUCUUAUUGAGGGUUACAAAACACUACAGAAAAAAGACACUCCUAUACAAUUAAAGGGACCGUUUAAGUCUGCUUUCCUAAGAAACGAAAUGAGCUAUGUCAGUGCAGGGUUGGACAGUUUCGACCCAUUCCUGAAAGAAAAUCAAUUGAUAAAUCAAUACAGUGUAAAAAAAUUUUACUCGAGGCAACAUACACCGCGUGACUGGUUAGGAGAAAGGAUUCAUGGGGAUUUGAAUUUCUCCAAAUCUAAGUACGCCGACCAUCCAGAUAGCUGUCGAAACUUUACUUGCAAUGUUUCUGCUACGUAUCCUUCAGCGAUAAACUACCGCUUCAGCCUGACGGAGUCCCACUACAAGUCAUAUCUGAGGAGCUCACCAAGAAACUACAACGAUAUGCCAGUCUCUAGCCAUUUACGUGGCUGUCAUCAUAGCGUUUUUAGCUCGGCGACCGCGGACUAUAGUAUGGACAGGACGCAGUGGCCGUUGAACGACACACCUAGAGGCAACUGGAACUACACUGAUAUCGCCAAGAGGAACAGAAAUGAAAGCGCUAACAACGGCAGCGACUCGUCCUCAUCGGAAAGCUCCGGCGUCGAUGAAGUUCUUAACGCUGAUGAAGGCGACAAAUACUCCAGUGUCGCCAACAGAGCAGGUAUGUACUACAGCGACAAAUCAUUGUCCGAGAAGCACCCCAAGGAAGCGAGGACUAGCAAAGACACGAAACAAGUAGCUCGGAAAGUUUGUUAUGACAGCACUUGCUGUCAAUGUCACGAUCCAAACUCAAACACGUAUGACAUUUUCAAAGCUAAUGUUCCGAAUAAUUUGGUGUCCACUCUGGCAUGUCGAAAUAUUAAUGGAAGCGGGAACAUGUUUGGGAGAGCCACUGAAGAGAACAGAGCAAGUCAUCAUGUUGGCCUGGGCGAACAGCAUGGAGACAGUGAUGAAGAUUAUACUUCUGCUUCAGAAGAUAUGCUGAAUUACAACAGCAUCAAUGUGCGAAAUAAAUUCAUCCGAAACGAUGGCCAAGAAAUUGAUGACACUUGCAAUCACCCUGAUACUAUUGGCUACUACGCAAACAACGGACAGUCCAGUCAAUUGGACGUAUUCAACGGAGCACCAAAAGAAGAUCUUUUGGUCAACAUGUUUUCAGCAGAUGAAUCCCAUCCAGCCGUCAUAUCUUCCUACCGACAGAAAGCGGACCUGUCGGAGAGAAACGGGGCAGAUAAGAAACAAGGUUGCAGUGACAUUCAGGGCGGCAACGGACACGGACAACAGUUAUACAAGGAUACUUACGGUGCCGGCUCUCGCUCUUGCUUUGGCCAGGGAGACACCUCCAAUAAGAAAGCCUUCACUCAAUGGUACGUGGACGAUGUUGAGAAGAACAUCGCGGGUCAACGGAGGAUGCCAGCAAGCACGGAGAGCGGCAAGUAUCCCAACCGUGACAACUGGUGCGAGGAGACAAAGAAAGACGAGUGUCACGACGUUGGGGGAGAUAACGACGAUAUUGACGAUGAUGAAGGGGAUGAGUACGACGAAGAGGAGGAGGUGUGCGCUGAUGAAGAGGAUGAAGAUGAGGCUGGCGAGGAUGAUGAAGAUGACGUAGAAGACGACGAUGACGUCGCUAGUGAUGACAGCAAUCUCGAACUGACUCACGUGAUUGGAGACGCGCCAAACAUUGAUUGUCGUAAAAAGGAAGACAAUCACGACUUGGGAGACUCCCGCCAUUACAAAGGUGAGUCAAAGAACAUAACGGACACUCUGGAACAAAGAGCGGCGCAGAACAAAUCUUACAAUCAAAGCAAAUACAAAUGUUUCGACUCCAAAACUGGCAGGAUUAACGCCAAGAACCACAGACAUGGGCACAGAUACUCUUCCAGCAGCCGUGGCAAGCACAGUUCGGGCUAUCCCAAGUUCUCGUUGGAUCAGAUCAAAGUCCCAACUAUUGAGAAAGAAAGAGUCCGAUUCGCGUGCGACGAAAAUGGGGAUUGGGCUGAAAUCGGACGUGGCAGCUACGGGUGCGUUUAUCUCGGGCUCCUGGACGGCAUUAUCGAAGUAGCCAUUAAGGAUUUCUACGAGUCCAGCUCUUGGGACCUGGUCAUUCACGAGGCCAGGAUGUUGAUGUUCCUCCAGGACACUGGCAUCACGCCCAAGUUCUACGGGCUGAGGCGGCGCUUCGACGUGAGCAAACAGCCGAGCGAGUACUGCAUCAUCAUGGAGUACUUCGGAGACGGGCGUACCUUGUUUAAUGUUAUGUCUGAUAAGAUUGCCCUGACCAGAGACUCGUGGCUGGAUAUUGUGGGUCAGCUCGUGGCUGGACUGCGAUUGAUCCACAGGAAGAAUAUCUUGAUAAACGAUCUUAAAGCGGAUAACAUCUUAAUUGAUUUAACAGGAGGUCGUAAAAUUAUACGUUACAUAGAUGUUGGCAUGGCAACGUAUAAACAAGGACUGACUUUUCAACUCCCUCAGGACCAGAUGAGCAGGUACAACUUCCUAGCGCCGGAAGUCAGAGAAGGCGCGCGCACUACCACACGGUCUGACGUGUAUAGCCUUGGCUACAUGCUGGAACAGAUGUGUCGUCUGGCGGAGACGGCCCUGGGCGGGCUGAAGAAACUGGUGGCUAAAUGCACGGACAAGAACCCGUCCCGCAGACCGGAUAUUGAUGACAUCGUCUCGCAGGUACAUCGGUUUAUUGCCUCGAAGGCGUGUGCACCGUCCGUACCUUCGAAUCCUCAAGAGCAGUUCUUAUUGACCAAUAGCGUCUGAUUUCAUGCAACAGCAAGAACAGACAACCUCCACCUAAAUGUAUCAUUUUGUCUUAGUUGUUUCACUAUCUUAAUGCACAUGUAUUCUUUUUGGCCUAGAAAGCAUGGACCCAAGUAUAUUUUUAGGCAAUCAAAACUGAGAUCAAUAAACUACCAAGAUGUAGUCCUGAGAAUAAACCCAGACUUGUGCUGAUCUCUGUGCUUUCGGACAUUACAAUGUGAAUAUUUCUAGGAUCUUGUGCCAUGAAUAUUCUUAUAAUGUCUCUCAAUGAAUUUUGUUUAAAACAAUGUUUUAGUAUGUUCUACACAAAUAUUAGUGGCUUUCAAGAUGUAUAUAAAAAUGUGGGCUAGCAACAUUUAUUUGUUUUUCUAAAGCUGCCACCUCUUACUGUGUUUCACCUGAGCUCAGCUGCCAUUGCGAUUUAUUUACUAGAACUCUAGUAUCAUCCCAUUGGUCGAGAUUUGAAUGUCUAAUGUUAGGGAUUCCUUUGGUUUAUUUUUUGAGUAAGUCUAAUACUUUUAAAAAAUGUUUGACUUGAUUUAAACGGUUAGAGGCCAUAUUUUGCACAAUAAUAAUGUAUUUAUUUAGAGAUAUUUUACAUCGAUAGUAACAAAAAAUAUGUAAAAAGAAAAUCAAUCUAAAUCUACUUUGUGGAUCUUUUAAAAACCUGAAACCUUCGAUGUACACCGUAAACAAAAGAGCAACCUAUUGAUGGUACUCAAAACUCUGUUACUAUUUCUAGUUUGAAUUUGUUGAUCUCUGGGACCUCAUUAAGGAGCACAUGCUACAAAUGUUUGUAUUGUAUGCAAAAAAAAAAUACAAUUCUAUAUAUAUAUAUAUAUUUGUCUUUUUACUUUUAAAGUCUAUUUAUUUGUAUUGAAUUUACCGGGAAUAAAUUUGAAAACAUCAAGAAAUAUCA